UUCUGAGACAUCAGUACCUCUGGAUCCAGCUAAGAAAGCAGCAUAUCUCCAGCCUCACACCAUGGAAAUCCAGCUUCAGGACCCUCAACACCAACAGGAUUGUGGUGAUGUGAUAAGAAUAAAGAAAGAAGAACCUGAUGAAAAGCAGGAACUUACUGUAGAUACGGAAUCCCAAGAAAAGUUAUCAGACCAAAUCAAUGGAGAGGCUUUUGAAUGUGGAGAAACCCAAGAUCAUAAAGGAUGGAUGGAAAGAUAUCAGAGAAACACUUCAAAUGAGAAAAGAUACAAGUGUGAUGAAUGUGGGAAAAGAUUUACUCUAAAGUCAAGUCUCAUUAGACAUAAAAGAAUCCACCCUGGAGAGAGAUCCUAUUCAUGUAAUGUAUGUGGCAAAACUUUCAUUCAGAGCUCAGAGCUUACUGACCAUCAGAGAAUACAUAGCCAGUUAAAACCACAUCAGUGUGAUGAGUGUGAGAAAGGCUUUUAUUACAGGGCACAUCUUGUUCAGCAUCAAAGGAUCCACUCUGGAGAAAAACCUUUCCAAUGUAAUGAGUGUGGGAAAGCUUUUCAUUAUAGCGCAGGCCUUAUUCGACACCAGAGGACCCACACAGAAGAGAAACCAUACCAGUGUAAUUACUGUGGGAAAGCUUUUCAUUACAACUCGGGCCUUAUUCGACACCAGAGGACCCACACAGGAGAGAAACCUUACCAGUGCAACGACUGUGGGAAAGCUUUCUGUCUGAGCUCACACCUGAUACAACAUCAGAGAGUUCAUACUGGAGAGAAGCCAUACCAGUGUAGUGAGUGUGGGAAAAGCUUCAGCCAGAGCUCAGGCCUCUUCCAUCACCAGAGAAGCCACAGUGGGGAGAAACCAUAUGAAUGUGAUGAGUGUGGAAAGGCUUUCAGUCAUAGUUCAGCUCUUGUUGGACACCAGAGAAUGCACAGUGGAGAGAGGCCCUAUGAGUGUGAUGUGUGUGGGAAAGCUUUCGGCUAUAGCUCACAUCUUCUGGGACACCGAAGAAUCCACACCGGAGAGAAGCCAUAUGAAUGCCAUGUGUGUGGAAAAGCUUUCCGGCAGAGCUCACACCUCAUUGUACAUCAGCAAAUCCACACUGAAGAGAAGCCCUGGUAAUGUCCAGAGUUAUGUAGAAUUUUCCAUCUAUACUCAUUCCUGUGGGACAUCAAAAAAGCACAGCUAGAUGUAGGGAACUCUGUGAUCACUAUUGCAAUUUCAGCAGUCACUCAGAAAUACUUAUAGAAGCUGAGAUAGACAAGCACCUGACAGUUUACCAAACAAAACACUGAUGUUCUGCCACUGAGCACAUCAUGUGAUGAACUAGGACAUUGGAAGGGUUCAUUUCAUUAUUCUGAAACUUUUCUUCUCUGAAGCAAGUGGCUCCAGCAAUCUAAA
Molecule: messenger RNA, 1408 nt
Organism: Budorcas taxicolor (takin)
Lineage: Eukaryota; Metazoa; Chordata; Mammalia; Artiodactyla; Bovidae
Product: zinc finger protein 239-like
Exons: 2
Coding region: 62-1129 (355 amino acids)
Biological process (GO): negative regulation of transcription by RNA polymerase II
Molecular function (GO): DNA-binding transcription repressor activity, RNA polymerase II-specific
Source: RefSeq, a predicted model, not a curated record